Mucor velutinosus is the source of this 627-nucleotide messenger RNA. RefSeq lists its product as uncharacterized. The coding region runs from base 1 to 627 and encodes 208 amino acids. The record is from RefSeq and is a predicted model, not a curated record. Lineage: Eukaryota; Fungi; Mucoromycota; Mucoromycetes; Mucorales; Mucoraceae. The transcript is spliced from 3 exons.
AUGAACGCUGCGAAACUCGAGUAUAUGGCAGUAUUCGAGCAAUAUGAUUCACAUUCAAGGGACUACACUAAAGAGAAGCCAUACGACUGUAUUUUGCCUAAUUCAAGUAACCAAGAAUUCAGUCAUCUCGACAAGAUGUUGCGGCAACAGCACCAGCAAGCUCAGUUCGUCGUUCCUGACUUGAUCAAAAGCAAGCGAAAGUCUGUAGUGAUCAAAUCACUCGCAUGUUUACGCACACAAAAGGACUGCGAUGAAAUAAUGGAAGAUCUGUUCUCAAUAUCUGAUUCGAGCCUAUCGUCCGAUGAAGAGCAGGAUGCUGAUGAGGAGCAGGAAGAUCAGCUUAAUCAACAAUUAACAACAACAACAAUUACAGAAACACCAAUGCAAACACCAGCACACAUGCUAUUACCUCAUAUAGCAGAUUACUUGGUCAAGCAUCCCGAUGAGCCACCGGAGAACUUUCUGUUUAAACACUAUCACCGGCUAUCACUUGAGGAUCUGCAUUAUCCUAUAGAAAAGAUUGGGCACCUUAUACAAUCAUGCAACUCGCUCGCUGAAGGAGUUUACAUUACAAUGGAUGAAUUUGAAGCACUCCAAGGAUUCAGUCGAUUUUUCACUAUCCAUUAA